UGAAAGCCUGUUUCAGGCGGCGGAGUAAAUGCGGUUUUAAAUGAAGAUACGCGUCAUCUUCACCACAGCGCGGAUCGGUCAGAAACAUGGAGUCUAUUUCAACAAGAUACUUCGCCACUAAGAUAAUUUGUUUUUUGUAACGAGCUGUGAGUGGAUAUUUUUUUUCUUUCAUAUUUUUUUUUUUGGUUUGAAUCGGAAACAAUGGGAGCAGAAGGACAAAGCCGGGGAAUAAGGUGUUGGUGGGUGGCCCUCAGCCUCUCUGUGGUGCUCGGGUGCGUGCAGCGGAUCUCGGCGCAGAUAAAGUAUUCAAUUCCUGAGCAGGUGAAUGUGGGAUCUGUUGUUGGGAAUGUCGCAAAGGACCUUGGGUUGGACGUCUCUACGUUGGAGGAGAGGCAGUUCCGUAUUGUUUCGGGGGCCGAUGAUGUUCAGUUUAAAGUGAACCCGAACAAUGGCGCUCUGUACGUGCAUGAGACAAUAGACAGAGAGAGGCUCUGCGAAAGCAUUUCUCCGUGUAUGAUUAACCUGAAAAUGGUGGCAGAAGAUCCAAUGGAGAUACACUACGUUGGAGUGGAAAUCACGGACGUGAAUGAUAAUCCUCCGACCUUUCAGGAGAAAGAAAAAAUAUUCGAAAUCUAUGAGUCAACUCCGCCAGGCAAACGUUUCCAGCUACCCUCUGCCCUCGAUCCAGAUGUUGCUCUAAAUACGGUGCGUAGUUACAAAUUGACCCAUAAUGAACAUUUCAGCUUACAAAUUCGAGACAGAGGAGAGGAUAAGAUACCGUUUUUGGUUUUGCAAAAGUCCCUUGAUAGAGAAAAAAACAAAGAGCACAACCUGAUUCUGACAGCUGUAGAUGGCGGAAAUCCUCCGAGAUCAGGCACUGUAAAUGUUACAGUAGUUGUUCUGGAUUCAAACGAUAACCACCCUACAUUUAGUCAGGAAGUAUACUCAGUGACGAUUCCAGAAAAUGCAAAAGUUGGCAUGAGUGUUGUUACUGUUAAUGCAACUGAUCUGGAUGAAGGAGUAAACAAAGAUAUUGAAUACAUUUUUGGUAGUGAACUUGACCCUAAAAUUUAUGAAACAUUUAGCUUAGACAAAGUUACGGGUGAAAUUAGAAUAAAAGGAGCAAUUGACUUUGAGGAAGCUGAUGUUUUUAAGUUUGAUGUUCAGGCAUCUGACAAAGGACAUCCUCCAAUGAGUAGUGACUGUAGGGUGAUCAUUAAAGUGCUUGAUGAAAAUGACAACAAACCAGAAAUUGAGGUGACAUCCCUUUCUAAGCAGGUUUCAGAGAACUCCAAACCUGGUACUGUGGUUUCUUUAAUCAGUGUUAGAGACCAGGACUCAGGUUUAAAUGGUAAAGUAAUAUGUAGUCUUUCAGAAAACACACCAUUUAAUUUAAAGCCAUCAUUUCAAGAAAAUAUGUACUCUUUAGUUGUCAAGCAACAUUUGGAUCGAGAGUCAGUUUCUCAUUAUGACAUAACCCUAACAGCUACAGACUGUGGUCAACCUCCUCUAUCUACUUUUAAAACUCUGAGUAUUGAGGUGUCAGAUGUAAAUGAUAAUGCACCAGAAUUUUCACAUAACCCCAUUCAACUUUAUCUGACAGAAAACAACGUUCCUGGAAACUCAAUAUUUUCUGUUUCUGCUUCUGAUAAAGACUUGGAUGAAAAUGCGGCUGUAAAAUAUCAUUUAGUCAGAGAGGAGGGAAGCCAGUCGAAAAUUAUUGCAUUUUUAAAUGUUAACUCAGAAAAUGGACAAAUUGUUGCGCUGAAAAGUUUCGACUUUGAAACCGUGAAAACUUUCCGGUUCCAAGUUGUGGCCUCAGAUUCUGGGACUCCGUCCCUGAGCAGCAACGUGACAGUGAACGUGUUCAUCCUGGACCAGAACGACAACGCUCCAGUCAUCCUGUAUCCAGUCAGCUCCAACGGUUCUGCUGAAGGUGUGGAGGAGAUUCCCCGCAAUGUGAACGCAGGACACUUGGUGACCAAAGUCAGAGCCUAUGAUGCUGAUAUAGGAUAUAACGGCUGGUUGCUGUUUUCCCUGCAGGAAGUCACUGACCACAGCCUCUUUGGUUUGGACCGCUACACAGGACAGAUCAGAACCCUUCGCUCAUUCACAGAGACAGACGAGGCUGAGCAUAAACUGCUCAUCCUGGUCAAAGACAACGGCAACGUUUCCCUCUCAGCAACAGCUACUGUGAUUGUCAAGCUGGUGGAGCCCAAAGAGGCUUUUGCAGCUUCUGAUGUUAAAAGUGCAGCAAAGGAUGAUGAGGAUACUAAUGUGACUUUUUACCUGAUGAUCACUCUGGGCUCAGUUUCAGUUCUGUUCAUCAUCAGCAUCAUCGUGCUGAUUGCAAUGCAGUGCUCCAAAUCCCCAGACUAUACUUCUAAAUAUCUCCAAGAGACUAAUUAUGAUGGGACCCUGUGUCACAGCAUCCAGUACAGAUCUGGAGACAAACGGUACAUGUUGGUUGGACCCAGGAUGAGCAUAGGAUCUACUAUAGUACCUGGAAGUCAUGCAAACACACUAGUGCUCCCUGACAGGAGGAGGACGUCUGAGGAGGUAAGAUUUACUUUAAUUUGCAAUAUAUGCAGGUGGCGAAAGGUUUUCCAAACAUCUCAUUUUACUCUCAAAAAAUAG
Fundulus heteroclitus (mummichog) is the source of this 2637-nucleotide messenger RNA. Its product is annotated as protocadherin alpha-8-like. The transcript has a single exon. The coding region runs from base 202 to 2637 and encodes 811 amino acids. NCBI's taxonomy places the organism in Eukaryota, Metazoa, Chordata, Actinopteri, Cyprinodontiformes, Fundulidae. Gene Ontology annotation, biological process: homophilic cell-cell adhesion. The record is from RefSeq and is a predicted model, not a curated record. Gene Ontology annotation, cellular component: plasma membrane. Gene Ontology annotation, molecular function: calcium ion binding.